This is a messenger RNA of Erpetoichthys calabaricus (reedfish), 2510 nucleotides long. It is a transcript of the gene rspo3, whose product is annotated as R-spondin 3. NCBI's taxonomy places the organism in Eukaryota, Metazoa, Chordata, Cladistia, Polypteriformes, Polypteridae. The coding region runs from base 738 to 1559 and encodes 273 amino acids. The record is from RefSeq and is a predicted model, not a curated record. The transcript has 5 exons.
GGGAGAAUGACUUCUCGUGCAGCAGCCAGUUUCUUCAGACCGCUGAGUCCGAGAGGAUCAGAGAGAGAGAGAGAGAGAGAGCGCACAUCAAAUUCUUUGCACGGAAGGGAGACCCUCACAUAGAUCUGCAGAAAGGCGUGUUGGGCAAUAACUGACACUUUCUAUUAAAUAUGAUCUGCUGCACUUUUUCUUUGACCCUGCUGAUAUAUUCUUUUUGAGAUCUAAGUUCACAUCCGAGACACGCAUGCUCAUUACCGGAUGAUAAAUUAUUAAAUUCCAUAUCAUUUAAAAAAAAAUAUAUAUAUAUAUAUUUGCUCAACAGGAAAAAAAUAUGCACAGAAUGGUGCGUUGCUUUAGCCUCAAUACGACUUCUUCAUUCUUGCUGAUGUAAGUCUGGUUGGAAAAGACCUGGUAAAAUCUCACCUUGGAUGUCUAAGUUAAGUCGCAUUACCUCUCCGGCACUUCAAGAAAGAACCGUAUUUAAUGGAGCACAACAAAUCCUGAGGGAUAAUCUCUCAUGCUCUUCUACAUUACCUGGCCGUGGAUUUUCAGACUUUUGACUGCAAGAUGUUACCAGGAAAAGGACCCGUUUAUUGCGGGGUGCUUUCUCUCAGAGUUGCAAAAUCAUCGGGCACUUUGCACAUGUGCUCUUAUUUUAGAUAAAUAAAUAGAAAUAUAUUUGUACUUUAGUCGUUGCCGAGGACAUUGUUGUAAAGAAGAAACAACCUGUGGUUACUAUGCAAUUGCGACUACUCUCCUUGGUUUUAAUCUUUGUGCACUUUAUGGAGUAUAGUGACAGUCAACACGCCUCCAGGAGCAGGCGGCAAAGACGGACACACCCUGGAGUAAGUCACGGUUGCCAAGGGGGAUGUGCGACGUGUUCUGACUACAAUGGGUGUUUGUCCUGUAAACCGAGAAUGUUUUUCUUCUUGGAGAGGAAUGGAAUGAAGCAGAUUGGAGUGUGUCUGCCCGCAUGCCCAAGUGGCUACUAUGGGACGAGAUCGCCAGAAAUUAACAAAUGUCAAAAGUGUAAAGCUGACUGUGAUGCCUGCUUCAACAAAAAUUUCUGCACCAAAUGUAAAGCUGGGUUUUACUUACAUAAGGGAAGAUGUCUUGAAAUCUGCCCAGAGGAGUUUGAGCCUAAUGAUCAAUUAAUGGAAUGCAUCCCUGUGGUGCACUGUAUAGUGGGAGAAUGGAGUCAGUGGACUCCGUGUUCAAAGAGAGGGAAGACUUGUGGCUUCAAAAGAGGGGAGGAAUCGAGGAGUCGGGAGGUGGUCCAGCAGCCUUCAGCACGUGGAGACACUUGCCCUGUUACCACUGAGAAAAGGACAUGCGUCGUAAAGAGGAAAAAAUGCCGCAAAGCAGAAAAAAGGGGAAAAGAAGAGAGAAGAAAAAGACCAGCAAAAGAAGAAAACCACGAGAGCAGACAAGAUGAGAGAGACACCAAAAGAGAUACAGAUACAAGAGGGGCAUCAGAAAAUAAAAACAAAACUGAACACAGGAGAAAGAAAGCGCAAGGCAAACACCACACUUCUACAGCUGGGAGCUCUGGACACUAACAUCCUCACUGGAUUGUUACGAUUUAAGAUGCUGCUACCUGUGUGAGUGCAUGUGUGGCUGUGUGUGUGCAUGAGUGUGUACGGGUGUGUGUGUGCAAGAAUGUGCAUAUGGAUACAAAAAUGAACAGUGCAUCAUGAGUGGAAUUACCGGCAGCGAGGAGUUCUCUGCCUAAAAGGACCCCAAAGGAAGACCAAAAAUGGAACUGCUAUAACCGCUUUAACAAAUACAUGUAACUUUUUAUCCUUCCACAGACAAUUUUAUCUUUGAGUUGAUAUUGUACAAGUCAUUGUUUUCUUUUCGGGGCCAGGUUCUACAUCCCAUCCAAGUCUGAAUGUAGAUGGUGUUAUAAUACUUAGAUUUGCUGUUUAGAUGUCUAAUUAUAACAGAGUAAUUUAAAACUGUGCUUCAGACUUCAUUUAUGCAAAUUUUACACAUUUCUCCAACUGCAUGCCAUCCAGUAAACCCUCUUGCAAGAGAGAAAGACUAUUAUAUCAGCACAGAUUCAACAAAUGUUAUUUUUAUGUGGCAUUUUCUUUAACAGGGUGUGCUGUGCUUUUUCCCCUUCACCGUUAUGCCCGUUCAUCAUGAAAGCUGGUGGUACUGAUGGCAUAGAUAGUUGUGUGCCUUUGAGCUACUUCUCAUGAAGUUAAAUGCCACUAAACAGACUGAAUUACCUGUAUGGCAGAUAAGCCAUAUGGGAUCCAUGGAUUUCCUACACAUGCGUAUUCUGUGUCUACAUCUUAGACUGGCAUCAGGACCAAAUUUUUGCCUUUUUACAAUCCUCGUAUUAUCUAAAAUUCCCGGUUUGUAACAUUUCGUUGGCAGCUCAAACAAGCAGUACAUUUUUAAUAAAGCGUUUAAGCCAAUUACAACAAAGUAGACUACAUUGUGCUUGCAACCAGUAUUUAAAUAAAAUUAAAUAAAUAAAUAAUCUUUAUAUUUUUUGGCUA